Messenger RNA from Diabrotica balteata, 2863 nucleotides. NCBI's taxonomy places the organism in Eukaryota, Metazoa, Arthropoda, Insecta, Coleoptera, Chrysomelidae. The record is from the annotation of a GenBank genome assembly.
GUCAGUUGCAUUUUGCAGUUGUCAGAUAAUCUUCAUAUGUGAACUUUCUCUAUGUAUACAGUUAGGAUAAUAAUCCAUUUAAAACAGUUUUUUUGCGUUUAAUUGAAUGUGUUCUAUUGAACAUAAAAAUAUAGUGCAUCCCGGUUAUAAAUCUUAGUGAAAAGUGUUAUAAUGAAGUUAUGUUAAUAGUGUAUUUCACUCAGUGAUGGGCUCUAGAAUAAGGGAGAACGUGAAACAUUUUUUUGAAUGUUUCUGCGAAGUUGUUCCUCCAAGAGGUAAAAAUGAGCCAUGGAUUAUACAACAGUAUCCGGAAAAGUACAAGGACGAGGAAGUUUUAAAAGCUGUACCGAAAUUUGCUUAUCCAUAUAAAUUUGAAAAUGAUGUGAUACAACACUAUUCGUUUGUGCUGACAGACUUGGAAUCAAAAUGGACUUUUGGCUUUUGUAGACAUGAUCCUAAAUCUGAAACAGCAAUCGUAGUUCUUAGCUAUUUACCAUGGCAUCAGGGAUUUUACAAAUUUCUAGAUACUACGGCAGUAUUAAUGCACAGUUCAAGAACAGAAGAUCUCAGCGAAUUUUUAACGGCAGUAUACAAUGCAAAGAUCGCGGAACCUGGCCGAAAAUUUGUAGUUACGUUUAAUAGGGGAGAUAGUACUUUCACCGUUGAUGUUCCAAGGCCGUUUCAGUUGCCCAGUAUACCCGAAAAUAGAAACCUCACAGAAUAUUUUAAUGCAGUCGAUACGCAUACAAUGUCUGUUAUCUUUGCAUCGAUGCUUUUUGAAAGAAGGAUAAUAUUUACUUCGAAGAAACUGAAACGACUUAGCGCUUGUGUACAAUCAGCCAACGAUCUUAUAUACCCCAUGAUAUGGCAACAUAUAUUUAUACCGGUGUUGCCGAUGGCGCUGAUGGAUUAUCUAUUGGCUCCCAUGCCUUUUCUUAUUGGAGUGCCUGAAGAAGUAUUUAAGCAAGUUAGAAGAAGUGAGAUAGGUGAUGUUGUAGUUCUAGAUACUGAUGCCAAUACAAUAGAAGAUCCGUUUGAUGAUCUAAACGUUCUCCCAAUAGAAGUAGUAAAUUCUUUACGAAAGCAGCUAAAAAACAAACAAUUAGGUGACGGUGUGUCCAGAGCAUUUUUAAGAGCAUUGGUACAGUUAAUCGGAGGUUAUCGGGACGCUCUAAAAUUUCAACCAGGUCAGAAAGUUACAUUUGAUGAAGAACGAUUUAUCGAGACAAGGCCACCAUCGUUGCAGCCAUUUUUAAGAGAAAUGCUGCACUUACAAAUUUUCCAGCAGUUUAUUGAAGAACGAUUGACGAUGUUGAACACCGGUCAAGGCUUUUCGGAUGAGUUUGAGUUCGAAAUAGAAGGUUAUUCUGCAAAAUCGGGUUCAAAACUAAAACAACAAUAUAAGGAAUGGACGACGACGAUGAAAAAGGAAGGAACUGCGUUUUUCAAAAGCGUAAAGGAUAAGGCUAAUCCGGCUAUGAAAUCUGCUGUAAAAACGGUGAAGGAUGGUGGUAAAGGAGUAAAAAGUGCCUAUAAAGGAUUGCGAUCGAAACUCAAAGACAACCCAAGUCCACUUCAACUAGAAAACGGCCUUGAACGAGGCGACAAACAUCGAUCUGCCCCCAAUUCUCCUACUGGAAAGCGGAGUACUAUAGCUGGUUUCAGUGCACCUGUCGCCACUUACCGCAAAGAUGCAGCUCUAGCUCUUAAAAACUCAGCUAUGCAAAGAUCUUACAGUCCACUUAGUCCUAGUUCUCAACCGAUGUCGCCUGAUGUUAUUGAUAGCCCUCGCAGCGGAAGUCCCGUCGAGAUACCUCAGAUCGAUUUAAUGAAUGAGAUGGAAGACUUGUUACAGUUUCGACUCGAUACGCCACCAGUCGACAGAUCUCUUAAGCCAGUGCGAAGCUUAGAAAAUUUCAAAAACACGUCACCCUUAAACAGCCCGGAUAGAUGGGCGGUAAAUACCCGCGCUAGCGCACCCAUGGCAUCCCCCUCUAAUCGCUUCUUCCUCCAAAACCUUGGCCAUUCCCAAGAAACCCAAAACCUCCUACAAUCUCCCGACGAAAUAUUUCUCUCUCCUCCUUCGGUUCCUCCCAGAAAACCGCCUAGAGACGCUAGCAGGAAUCUCUUUAGCAGCACGCCAUUUGUGGUGGGUGGUGGGCACAGCGAGAACGGAGACCCUUUAUUUUUUGUCGCUAAUCAGCAUUCCGUUGAUAUUGUUAAGUUGUCGCCUCCAUCGCAUUCGCCUCGGCGGAAGAACCAAGAGACUGAAGACUUAAUCAGACUGGACUCUACAUCAGAUAUCGACGAUUUCGAUCCUCUCGUAUCUAAAUCCACACCAACGCUUUCCGGUAAUAAAAACAAACUUCCACUAACGAUAUCAAAUCCUCUGUAUACCUAUGAAAACAGCAGUAUUAAACAAAACGGUGGCGUUUCGAACUCUAGUUUCCAACAACAGCAACAAGUGCCCAGAGAGACGCAGAAUGACCAAGAUUUACUGCAGGAGUACGGCUUAAACUUUAAUUUCUCCAACGUACAGAAUCAGAACAAUUUCGAUCCAUUUGGUAACAGUAGUAAAGUCAAUGUGAAGAGCCAGUGGACAAAGUUUGAUUGAAAGUGAUAUUGUGAACGAGCCAUUGAUUUAAAACAUAUUUUAAUCAAAUUUAAAUCUAUUUUUGGCUUGGCUUAUUUUCAUUCUCGCUGGUAUAUUUAGUUCAGCAACUUAUUUGCAAAAUAGUGACAAGAUAUCUAGAAGUAUACAAGUUUGCCUAAAGUUUGUUUAAAAAUACGUUGCGGGAAAAUGUAAGUUUAGGAAACAAAUAGUUAUUGCCAGAUAAUGAAAUAGUUUAUUAUAAUUUGUUUC